AUGUGGGUAUUAAGUCAGACAGGCGAAAAGAGGAAAUCAUGAAGAAAAAGCACGCAAGAUUAUUAAUAUUGAUUUUGGUAGGUUUGAUGGCCGCGGUAAUAUUUCGACGUAAACUUUGCUUCGUGACUCAGCGCAGCAGAGCGAUAUUAGAAGGUAAAAGAAGCUUGCAUGAACUCAGUGUUGUUUUAACCCAUUCAAUAUAAUUUGAAAGAAAGAUCUUAAUUACUCAAGGCGACAUGAAACUCCGUGACAAAUAAUGGGUUAACAAAAUUAAUCCCCACGGUGGUUUUAAUUCAAAAUGAAAUCAUUUUAGUUUCAACCUGAGUUUCAACCGUUUAAAACUAAGUUAACUCCGUGACUAAUCUAAAAUGUAUGUCUUGUUGGUUUUACUAUCAGUAAUAAAUUUUGCUUAAUAUGCACGACCAUUAACAUUUGAUAUAAGAUACUAAUUGUUACUAGGUAAGGUACCAUUGUAGUUCAAGUCCAUUCGGUGACGUAUGGUUUUGGCGGGGAGAACCUGGAGCCGAAGGGCAGGCGAUAAUGUAAUACCGAGUACAGCGGAUAACUUCAAAAUUCAACAUGGCGGCUUGUCCCGCAAUUUUCAUUAUUCUUGUCUAUCUGUUUUCCACUUGUUUUUCCCUCAAUAUUUCUCUUGGAGGAAGUCCAAACAUUAUCAUCUUUAUGACUGACAAUCUCUCUAUUGGAGAUCUAGGCAUUUACAACAAUAAUUCGUCGCAAACAUUAACUCCAAACAUCGAUCGUCUAGCGGAAGAAGGAGUCGUAUUUUCUCGCUGGUAUUCUCAGUCAUCAAGGAUUUCAUCCAUCGCAUCCUUACUAACGGGAUUAUUACCACCUCGUACUGGAAUUAUCAAAAGUAAGUUUCUUUCUUUCAAGGAAAUCCCGUCGAUUGCAUCUUCUGGAGGCUUACAGCACAACGAAACAACCUUGGCAGAAGUUUUAAAGGCGAAAGGUUACGCCACAAAUUUUGUGGGCUUGUGGGGUUUAGGGGUGGGAAAAAAUGGAGAAUACUUGCCUCUUGGUCACGGGUUUGACUCGUGGUAUGGGGUUCCAUCGGCACACAAAGACCAGUGCAUGGAAAGCUACAAGACAACGUCAGAUUCGCAAUACACUUGGCAAGCAGUGUGUUCGUUCUUCAGUCCGUUGCUUUAUAUUCUUCCAUGUGUUGCCUUCAUUGGUUGGUAUAAUGGACUUGGCAAGAUAAUCACUGUUUUCACGGUUAUAAUAGCUUUCAUCUUGUACAGCAGUAUACUGCAUGAUGUGAUUCACUUUAUGAUGGAUUUCAUCCAAGUAAGAAGUUGUGUUCUGUACAGAAACAGAAGUAUUAUAGAACAGCCCUAUACUAUAGAAAACAUGACCCUGCGGUUUACAAGAAAUGCUGUACAAUUUUUGGAGACAUCGUCAAUUUCAAGUAAACCCUUUUUCCUUUUUGUCAGUUACAUGAACCUCAAUCACCCAGUAUUUACAUCACGGUUCUUUUUAAAUUCAACGACAAGUUCAUACUCUGAUGCUCUGAAAGAGGUAGACUGGAGUAUUGGAAGGAUACUAAGAACAUUGAAGGAACGUGACAUUGAUAACAGUACAUUAGUUCUGUUUACGUCAGCGACUGGACAUUACUUUGAUGAAUCAUGUGACACUUGUAAAGAGGAAGAGACUGAGGAUAGUGAUGAAACCAUAUUUUUAAGAGGUAGCAGCAAGAAUGAUAUUUGUGAGAGCAUCAUUCGUGUGCCAGCAUUGAUGAGAUGGAAAGAAGAACUUGCAGAAAGACAGAUAAUCAGAACGCCUGUGACAGUGAUGGAUGUCAUGCCAACUGUAUUAGAAUUAUUAAAUCACAGCACUGGUGCAUUCUACUCGGACGGCAAAAGUUUAUUGCCUGUCUUGUUUAACUCGUCACAGGAAUCUCAACACAAAUAUAUUUUCCAUUAUAUAGAAGUUACCAAGCCUGCAGCCAUAACUUCUGGCCCUUACAAAGUUGUAUAUACAGAGAUUAAAGAUAACAGAGGACAACAGUCCUUUGAAACUCCACUGCUGUUUAAUGUCGAGACAGACCCAGAGGAGACAUCACCUCUGCCAAAUGCAGAACACAGUGAGCUUUUGGCAAACUUUUCAGAAGCCCUGGUUGAUCACAUGAAAACAAGAAGAAAUAAAUGGCACUCACAGCUGGAUAGUAGAAUAAUUCCUUUCUGGUUUCCUUGUGCAAAUUUUCCACAUUGUUUCCAAGUUUGUAACGAGAACAGUGACUUUUCAGAUUUGUUCAACUGAGAGACUUCAUGUGUAAGCAGUUAAGGUGUGGUGAAUCAAAACUAGGUUGCCCACAGUUUGCUGAACAAACAGGCCUUGUUAUAAGCAAAGUAGUAGUGAACACCUACUUGCUGUUUUUAAAAAAGACAUUUGUUAAUUAAAUUUCAUCUGUAAUCCCAGUUAAUCUUAGAGAAAAAAUUGCAAGGAAAAAAUGGAUAACUAUAGGAAAAGCUGGCCUGCUUACAGGCUAUGGUUUCAGUCAGUCAUUUACAGUUGAUUCAUCACCCCUGACCUCAACAGUAUCUCCACUUGGCCAAACUCAAAUACCACACCUAUUUCACACCUGAUACAUUACUUGCAAAAAAUUUUGGACCAUUGUAAUUUCAGACAAAACGUCUCCAAAAAUAAAAGUCUGAAAUUUUUGAGUGUCCAAAAUUUUAAGUGUCCAAACUAUUUGCAAGACAGUAAUAAUACUUUGAAGAAGCUCCAGAGCUCUUAGUCUCCUUUAUGCUGGGCUUUAUGGAGCAAACUCUAGUUGAGACACUACUUGACAUAUGUGUAUGUAACACCUUGAUAGAAUUUGUCUAAUUUUCUCAUUGGUGUAUUUGUAAAACCUUGUAAAGCGCAGAAAAACUAUCAUCUUUUGAUGUUGUUCCAGUCUAAUUUGCUGUUUUUUGCUGUAAAUUACUUAAGCUAUGUUUCAGCAAAGUGUCCGAAAUGAGAUAAAAGUGUCUGAAAAUUAAUUGUCUGAAAUAAAACGUCUGAAAUUUUAUGUAAUAAUGUACGUUUCUAUGUUUCAUGUGAAAAUCAAAUGAAUAUCUUUUUGUCAUCCAAGUGUCUGAGUUUACUACAACAAUCAAAUGAAAACUGAAUAUUUGCAAAGCAAGCAGAAAUAUAUUGACAUUCAAAAAGAUUAUGUAAAGGCAUUGCAUUCAUGUCAUUGGCCGAGGUUAAAAUUCCCAGCAAGAUGCUCCUGGCUCUUUGCAAGUUUUCCGUUUUGACCUGUCACACCAUCUUUUGGGGAGAAAUUAUUCCAUGAGAUGGCAAAAGAAUACAUGCAAUGAAAACCAAAAAAAAUUGUAAUUUUAUCAUUGUAAUUUAUAAAGUCUCCUUUGCAGCCAUUACUAGGGUCAUCAUGUAACACUUCUUCCUUCUAAU
Molecule: messenger RNA, 3417 nt
Organism: Orbicella faveolata
Lineage: Eukaryota; Metazoa; Cnidaria; Anthozoa; Scleractinia; Merulinidae
Product: arylsulfatase L-like
Molecular function (GO): arylsulfatase activity
Source: RefSeq, a predicted model, not a curated record